AUGUUGGCUUUACGGCGGCUUAACAUCGAAACAACUAAACGUGCUUUCUCUUCUUCAGCCGUAAAUGCUACUAAAGUAGCUGUUCUUGGUGCCGCCGGAGGUAUCGGUCAACCACUUUCCCUUCUUCUCAAGCUUAACGAAUUAGUAUCUCAUUUGUCUCUUUACGAUAUUGUGAAUGCACCUGGUGUUGCUGCUGACUUGAGCCAUAUUAACACUCACAGCAAGGUUACUGGCUACUCUCCUGAUAAUGAUGGUCUUAAACAUGCCGUCACGGACGCCACAAUAAUUGUCAUUCCAGCUGGAGUUCCUCGUAAACCCGGAAUGACUCGUGACGAUUUGUUUAAUACUAAUGCUGGAAUCGUUAAAGAUUUAGCUACUGCAGCUGCAAAAUAUGCACCUGACGCGCAUUUGGCUGUCAUAUCAAACCCCGUUAACUCUACUGUACCAAUUGUCUCUGAAAUAUUCAAAAAACAUAAUGUUUAUAAUCCAAAAAGAAUUUUUGGAGUUACAACGUUGGAUAUUGUCCGUGCAUCCCGUUUCGUAUCCGAAUUGAAGGAUACUGAUCCUAAAAAUGAGAAUAUCGUUGUAGUUGGUGGUCAUUCUGGUGUAACCAUCAUCCCUCUUAUAUCACAGUCGGGCUCGAAUUUCACAGAUGAUGAAUUGAAAGCUCUAACGCAUAGAAUACAAUUCGGUGGUGAUGAAGUGGUUAAAGCUAAAGCUGGAACUGGUUCAGCAACACUUUCCAUGGCUUUUGCUGCCUCUCGCUUCACCAACUCUCUACUUCGUGCAUUAAAAGGUGAAACUGGUGUUACUGAACCUGCUUAUGUAAAAUCACCUUUAUUUGAAUCGGAAGGAGUAGAAUAUUUCGCAUCUAAAAUCGAAUUAAAUCGAGAAGGCGUGGGCAAAAUUCAUGAUUUGGGAUCAUUAAGCCAAUAUGAAAAACUGCUUUUAGAAGCUGCUUUACCUGAAUUAAAGAAGAAUAUCCAAAAAGGAAUCGAUUUUGUUCAUAAAUAA
Messenger RNA from Scutellospora calospora, 1014 nucleotides. NCBI's taxonomy places the organism in Eukaryota, Fungi, Glomeromycota, Glomeromycetes, Diversisporales, Gigasporaceae. The record is from the annotation of a GenBank genome assembly.